Molecule: messenger RNA, 1763 nt
Organism: Anolis sagrei ordinatus
Lineage: Eukaryota; Metazoa; Chordata; Lepidosauria; Squamata; Anolidae
Source: RefSeq, a predicted model, not a curated record
UGGCCAUGAGCGCGCGCCGGGCGACCCGCGCUGUGCUGCUGCUUCCCCUCCCGGUGGUGCUGCGGCGCUUUCAUCGCGCGACAAACCCGCGUGUGGCCUCCUCCCGCGGGUUCAGCGCCAGGCCGGCCCCGGCGGCGCCCAGCAUGGAGUACCAGGAUGCCAUUCGGACGCUGAACACGCUUCAGACCAACGCCAGUUACCUGGAGCAGGUGAAGCGGGAGCGAGGGGACCCCCAAGCGCAGCUGGAAGCCAUGGCCGGGUUCCUCCAACGCAGCGGCUUGAAGGUCAGCGACCUGGACCAGCUCAACAUCAUCCACGUCACGGGGACAAAGGGCAAGGGCUCCGCUUGCGCCUUCACGGAGCGCAUUCUCCGCAACUAUGGCUUGAAGACAGGUUUCUACAGCUCUCCCCACCUGGUUCAGGUGCGAGAGAGGAUCCGAAUCAACGGCCAGCCCAUCAGCAAGGAGCUUUUCAGCAAGUAUUUCUGGCAAGUCUACAACCGCCUUGAAGAGACCAAGGACUCACACUGUGCCGCCAUGCCCGCCUACUUCCGCUUCCUCACCAUCAUGGCUUUCCACGUCUUUUUGCAGGAAAAGGUCGACUUGGCUGUCUUGGAAGUUGGCAUCGGAGGCGCCUACGACUGCACCAAUAUCAUCAGGAAGCCGGUUGUGUGCGGCAUCUCCGCCCUGGGCAUCGACCACACCAGCAUCCUGGGAGACACCAUUGAGAAGAUCGCCUGGCAGAAGGGAGGCAUCUUCAAGCCUGGCGUGCCGGCGUUCACCGUCCAGCAGCUUGACCGGCCCUUGGAGGUGUUGAAGGAGCGCGCCCAGAAGAUCUCGUGCCCGCUCUGGGUGUGCCCGGACCUGGGAGCCUUUGAGGAGGGCGGGCGGCCCCUCCGGCUGGGCUUGGCCGGGGACCACCAGCGCUCCAACGCCGCCCUGGCCCUCCAGCUCUGCCGCACGUGGCUCCGGCAGAACCCACACCUGGAUGUCGCUGAGCCGAAAGAGCUCUGGCCGGACUGCAAGAGGCCCCCGCCCGUCGCCCCCGCCUUCCGGCUGGACAAAGCCAUGCUCCAAGGUUUGCAGGACACGGAGUGGCUGGGCCGCAACCAGGUGCUGCGCCACGGGCCGGUCACGUGGUACAUCGACGGGGCCCACACCACCAGCAGCAUCCAGGCCUGCGUCCGCUGGUUCCGCCAGGCCGCCCAGAUCGGGAAGAAGCCGGCGGAUGGCUCCGAGGUCCGGGUGUUGAUCUUCAACGUGACAGGCAACCGGGACACGGCCGCCUUUUUGAAGCUGCUCGUGCCCUGCCAGUUCGACUACGCCGUCUUCUGCCCCAAUUUCACCGAAGUGUCUACUGUCGGGAACGCAGACCAGCAGAACUUCAAUGUGACGCUGGAACACGUCCUGACGCGCUGCCUGCAGAACCAGGCGCAGUGGCUGCGGCUGACCGAGGCCGAGGCGGGCCGCGACCCCUGGCCCUUGGAAGGACCCUUGGGGGGUCCCCCGCUCCCGCCGCCCGGAGCCAAUGCGCUGGUCUUCCCUUGUGCCUCCCAAGCCUUGCGGUGGGCCAGCCAGGGCCGUGACCCCUGCCUUGAACCCUUGCCCGGGACCGGCAGCAGCGCAGCCGUCCAUCUACGCGAGGCGGACGCCAUCCAGGUGCUGGUGACCGGCAGCCUCCAUCUAGUGGGGGCCGCCCUCAAGCUGCUGGACCCCUCCCUUUCCCAGUAGGACCCGCCGGAGGAGGUGCUAGUCCUCAGUGCA